Molecule: messenger RNA, 5039 nt
Organism: Pygocentrus nattereri (red-bellied piranha)
Lineage: Eukaryota; Metazoa; Chordata; Actinopteri; Characiformes; Serrasalmidae
Gene: pcdh20l
Product: protocadherin 20
Exons: 2
Coding region: 74-2584 (836 amino acids)
Biological process (GO): homophilic cell-cell adhesion
Cellular component (GO): plasma membrane
Molecular function (GO): calcium ion binding
Source: RefSeq, a predicted model, not a curated record
UUGAUCAUACUUGUGCUUCUUCGUGCACGGCUCACAUGGGCAUGGAGAAUGGGCAGAGAAGGCUCACGGAAAUAUGAACUUGGCGUGUCUGUUUCAGAGGGUGCUUCUCGUGGCAUCUGUCAGGCAGAUCAUAUGCCACACGCUGCCUUUCUCGACACCGGAGGAGCAGGUGGAAGGAAUUAAGAUAGGCACUCUGAGUGGAGUUUACUCCCCUCCAUACCAGCUGCUUGGUAGAGGUUAUUUGAGAGUGAACGAAGAAACAGGGGACUUGUACACCACAGAGCAGAAAAUCGACCGGGAGAGGCUGUGUCCAUCACAGGAGGAAAGGGACUGUACGAUUUCAGAUGAUGCCCUCGUAGGCCCUGAUCAGGAGAUGGUGAAGGUAAUCGUUGUCGUGGAGGACAUUAACGACAACGCUCCUUAUUUUGAAACUGAUGAAAUUUACUUAAGAAUUCCGGAGGAUGCGGCUGUCGGGACGAAGGUCCUAUUAGACAAUAAAGCUUGGGACGAGGACACAGGCAGCAAUGGAGAGAUAAGCUACCAUUUAGAAGGAGCUGGGAGCUUCUUCAGCAUGGCCCAGGACGGGUCUGCCCUUGAGCUUGUUGUGGAAAAAGAGCUGGACCGAGAGGCUCAGGAUGAGCACCGGAUGGUUCUUGUUGCCACGGAUGGUGGCUCUGUGCCUCUGAGUGCUACGGCAUCUCUUGUCAUUACGGUGCUGGACAUUAAUGAUCAUUGCCCAGAGUUCAGCCCUGAUAGUCCUCACACAGCUGUGGUGUCAAGAGUAGCAGCUCAGGGCACAACUGUAAAGCAGGUUAAGGCCACGGAUCGUGAUCUGGGGCACAACGCUCAAAUCACCUACUCCUUCAGCCCUCAAAUUUCAGAGCGGGCCAAGGCCCUCUUCCGCCUGGACAGAGUCACAGGCAGGAUCAGCUUAGCUGUGGAUGUGAGGUUAGACACGCUGGAGGAACACGUGUUGAAAAUCAUUGCAAAUAGCCCACAUUGCCCGCCUGUGUUAACACAGGUAACUGUAUACAUGCAGCCGAUGGUGAGCCUGGAGCCGGCCAUCGAGAUCAAGUUCAUGGCAGAGUAUAAAAACCAAACAAUAGUGUUACGAGAGAACGAGCCCCCCACUGUUUUGGCUCUUUUGGAGCUGAGAGACACCUCAAGCGUUCAAGCAGUUCUGUCUUUAGAGGCAGACAGCAUGCCAUUCACUUUGAAAGAGCAAGCAGGCAACUAUCUGCUUUCAACAUCAAAGCCACUAGACUUUGAGCUGUGCAGUGACUAUCGUGUUACUGUUGUUAUAAGCGAAGCCCAAGGCGAAGGCGUGCAUGGAAGGAAAGUGAUCAAAGUGGCGGUUGAAGAUGUGAAUGAUAAUGCCCCACAGUUCGAGCAGCCUCACUAUCAAGCGGAGAUAGAAGAGAACAAUAAACCUGGCGUGUCUUUAAUACAAGUCAGGGCAACUGAUGCAGACAGCCAGCUCUUCGGAAAAGUGUCAUACCGGCUGAUCCACACUCCUCCUGUCUUCAGUAUGGAUGAAGCAACAGGUGUGCUGUCUGUAUCGGAGUCUUUGGACAGAGAACAACAGGGCACGUAUGUCCUCACAGUGCUGGCCAGAGAUCAGGGCUCCCCUUCUUUGGAGUCCUUGGUGUCUGUGUCUGUAAAUGUGCUGGACCAGAAUGACAACCAGCCCGCUUUUCUCAAUCAACACUUCAUCUUCUUCAUCUCUGAGAGCAUUCCAAGGCUAGCUCAGGUAGGGAAGAUUGGAGUGAGGGAUGCAGAUGAAGGAGACAAUGGGAAAGUCGUAGAUGUGUGGGUGCUGGACAAGCACGUUCCCUUCGCUGUGGACCUGUCCCAGUUGAUGCUACGGUGCACUGCUGAAGUGGACCGGGAGAAGAGGGACCGCUAUGAUCUACUCUUGCAGGCUGUGGACGGUGGCAGCCCUCCACGCUCCUCCACUGCUUCGGUGACCAUUUUUGUGGAGGACAUCAAUGACAACCAACCUCAGGUGAUCCUGCCUAGCAGCAACCUCUCUUGCCUGACCGUAUCCCCCAGUACCAGGACGGGCAGUAUUGUCACCAAGAUCUACGCUGUUGACCGUGACUCAGGCAUGAACUCGGACAUCACCUACCAGAUCACAGCCAGGCAGCCGGCCUGGCCAAGCCCAUUCCAGAUCGACUCUCAUUCUGGGAACAUCACGCUUGCAAAUCGGCUAGCAGGGGGAGACUACGGCAUGCACCACCUCUUCAUUGUAGUGAGGGAUGGGGGGAAGCCAGAGCCCCUGCAGGCCACAGUGUGGGUCAAUCUGCUGAUCAAUGAGACACUGGAACAGUGCUACCUUACCAGCGUUCCUCCGUAUCCAUCCCAAACCACAGAACCCCCUGUGUUUUCGCAGCUGGAACCCCUCAGCAAGCCAGCACAGUCUUGUACCGAACCACCUUGGCUCGUACUGCUCUGUGGUCUGGGUAUGAUGGUGUUCUCGGCUUGCAUGCUUCUCGCUGCCACUGUGAUUUUUGUGAGACAUAAAAACUUGACACGAAAACAAACAAGCAAGAGAGAGCACCUUGAAAUGAAGCUCUUAAAAUAAAGGGAAAUUACUCCACACAAACUCUUUGUAAAGCUAUGCUACAAAUAGGACUGAUCUGCAAUCUUCAAUGUACAAAUAUAAUGUGGGUUUUUGUUUCCUGUGUUAAUGAAUGUAUGAAUCUAUGUAAAUCUAUGAAUCUAUGAAUCUAUGUAAAAACUAACCUGGGCUGUUUCCCAAAAGCAUUGUAGCACAAUAGGGUGAGCAAUAUGUCAGGCAUAUCAGGCUGAAGAAAUUUUCUCCAUGUUCCAAUACAUGUUGUGAUUUAGUUUACAGACAAGAUGGAAUUGACGAAAUGCAUCAGCAAAACUGCUGUGCCGCAUUUAAAAACUCCAAAUCUACGAGUAAAAAUAGCUUUUUGCCAAAAUAAAUAAUCAAAGAAAGAACGGCGGUAAAAAUAAUCAAACCAAGUCAGAAAAAGUUCUACUGGCUUGUUACUAUGCACUUGUGGUUUUACAGUCUUUACGGUUAAAUCUAUUCUUUUAAUGAUAUGUUCAUUAUAGUGUUUCAGAAGUGCUGACGACACCCAAGAUAUAUAGUGAUCUCAGCAAAAAGUGGGACACCUUUUGGUCAAGGCACCAGGGGUUCCUCAUAAAACCAUACACAACCUCUUCAGUGAUGUUUUAAUGCAGCAAGCUUCCUGAAUUUAAAUGUGUUAAAAGUCUACUGAAUAUAAGCUUGAUUUUAUACACCCUAAAAACACAAGCGCCGUUUCUUUCUUCUUUUUUAGACAACGUGGGACAUGUUUGCGAAGGGCAUUUCUAGCAGUACAGCAAAAUCCUGUCUAAAGAAGUCACGUUUGGCUGAACGAGUGAUAAUAAUUAACUCAAUGUGGCUGAAGUCUUUUUAAAAAGCAAGCACUCAUGAAGGAUGGGCUCCAGUAUGUUUCAUACUCUGGCAAGGAGCCACAGCUGAGGCCUCCUUCCUAACUCAGUAUGAUAAUAAUAAUAAUAAUAAUUACAGAUAAUAAUAAUAAUAAGUUACAUUUUUAUAGCGCCUUUCAUAAACUCAAGGUCGCUUAAAGUAUGCUCUCAAUAUUCUUCUAUUCUCCUUUUCUGUCUACUCUCCAUUCAUUCUUUUCUCUCUUCACUAACUUGCAACUGUAUGUCUUUUCUGCCUCUGUCUUCUCUACGUCUCUCUGACUGGCCUGGUUCAGGUGCCCUUUUGCUAAAAGUGCUAAAAUGUUUGUAUUAGGUCUCUUUGUACCCACAGCUUAUUGAAACAGAGCCUGUAGGCCUGAAAAGAAUAAUCUACACUUAAAGGUCAAGGCCUGCCGGCUUCUUUAAGCCACACUACACAGAGCUGUUAAUACAGUAAGGUAGUACACUAGUAGCCUAAUGUUGGUAACAUUAUUGAUGGUACAUCAAUAAUUAGGCCUGUUAUAAAAUUCUCUGCCUCAGAUACGUUGAUAACUGUUAUAUGUGAUAGUAGAGUAGUUUGAGCAUAAUUACUUUUAGACGUUAAUCCUAUAAGUGAAAUGCUUCAAGCUAAAAUAUCUCAUUUUAAAUGUUGGUCAUUUUGAUAAGAAACUUAUUGUAUCUACCAGUAUUGGCAGAUAAUUAGCAUUUCUAUAACGGCAUUGGACAAUAACGUGAUAUUGAAUGAUCAUAACACACCAAAAUGGCUAUAAAGGUGUCCCACUUUUCCUACAGUGUUCAGCAACAAUGAGACUGCACUUAAUUAUGUCUCUAAUUAUUUGUCAAAUAGCUGUACAGUUGUAUGCAAAGGCUUGAACACCCUGCCAAAUGACGUUUUGAUUUUCUAUGUGAAAAUAACACGUCCUCUACAGGAAAAAACCUUAAGUAUGGUCUGUUCUGCACAUUUUGGUGCAUAAUUUUGGAUUAUUUGCUGAGUUUAUUGAAAAAAAAACAUAAAUUAUAAAAUGUGUCAUCAAUUUAAAGGCAAAGGCUACAUUUUAUGAUUUACUGUCUUUUCCAAUAUGCUAUUUUCAGCUAAAAUAAAACAGUAAUUGUCCAUUACAACGUGCACAAGUGUAUGUCCCCUGCAUAGAUCUGUGCAUAUUUUCACUUAGAUAUGAAACAUGUAGAUAAAACCUGUAGUUUAGGCAGGGGCACCCAAACCUUUACACACAACUGUACAUGUAUAUAUGGCUGUUGUUGGAACGGAACCCCAUAUCUCCAUUAUAACGUUUUUCAGUUUUUGACACAAUUUGAAAACAUCUGUUGUUUAUAAUAUCACGUGUAAAUUUCAUGAUGAAUGGACUAAAAGAAAAGGCCCAAAAUGACUUGGAAAGACGUCUGGUUCCAUUGACUUACAUUAAAAGUAAAGUAGGUUUUUUCCUUCUCCUGUAAAGUUACCGUUUUGGAGAUACAAGGUUUUCUUCCCACAGCAGGGAUAUGUAUAAAUAGGUCUGGAAUAACAACUGAGCAAUUAAUAUAUCUUUUAACAACAUCCUUGUAUAGAAGUAUAAAUAAAUUCUGAUUUAUUGGCCUUUUAA